GCGGAAAAUCACAGGAAACUCCCUCUGUGAGCGACAUUGCUGUCAAAAAAGUUGGACACAGAAAGUGUCGGGAAGUGAAAAGUAAUUGUGAAAUAGCUCCUGAGAAAAUUGAUGGAUUGCCCCAAAAAGUGGUCCAAAGUGUAGUGUAGUGUUUGUAGAAGUGGACAAGUGCAGAAAGGGGCAACCUGUGGUCAUCCCUGUACCCCUGGGGUGGGUGUGAAAAAAAAGUCUGUCUGCGGUCGCUCGCCACCGCGAUGCACUUUCAGUUUUCUCGUCGUCUCGUCGUCGUAUUGGGAAAUUUCACUGGGCCAAUAAUGUCGUCGGGGUGCUUGUGCUAAGGUGGUGAGGUGUGUGCGGAUGUUAUGGGUCAGCAACAGGGUAAGGAGCGCUCCAGCAGCUGCGGAGCCACCGGCAGUGGAGCAGGUGUUGGGGCUGCUGGAACCGGAAGCACGGGACAUGGUGGCGCUGGAGGUACAAUCUCCAGUGGCGGUGGUACCUUGGGGCACGGUGCCCUCCGGUCCAGUCGCAUGAAACCGCGCCCCAACAAGGAACAACGAGGCAUCUUGGGCUCCAACAUCUUCACUGAACACAGUGUGAACAAAGUAACUUAUGGUGGAUUCUCUUCGGCAGAGGCCCUUCUGCAAUCUCGCCCCUUGCCCCACAUACCGCCAGGAGGUGCUCUCGUGGGGGGUCUCACGGAUGAGAUAAUUGCCCAGGGCACUGACAUAAGUCACCUUCAGGCGUCUCAGUCUGUCCAACAGUCGCAGGUGAGCUUCGAGGCGGCCCAUCGUUGGACCUCGAAGGAGAAUCUACUGACACCGGGCCCAGAAGAGGAUGAUCCGCAGCUCUUUGUGGCUCUCUAUGACUUCACGGCUGGCGGAGAGAAUCAACUGAGUUUGAGGAAGGGUGAACAAGUGCGCAUACUGUCGUACAAUAAGUCUGGGGAAUGGUGCGAGGCGCACAGUGACAGUGGAUUGGUGGGAUGGGUUCCGUCGAAUUAUGUGACACCGGUGAAUUCACUGGAAAAGCACUCAUGGUAUCAUGGACCAAUAUCGCGCAAUGCGGCUGAGUAUUUGCUGAGUUCUGGGAUAAAUGGGAGUUUCUUGGUGCGCGAGAGUGAGAGUUCACCUGGUCAGAGGAGUAUCAGUUUGAGGUAUGAGGGUAGGGUGUAUCACUAUAGGAUUCAGGAGGAUUCCGAUGGGAAGGUUUAUGUGACCACUGAGGCCAAAUUCAAUACACUGGCGGAACUUGUGCAUCAUCACAGUGUCCUGCAUGAGGGACAUGGACUGAUUACUCCUCUGCUGUAUCCAGCUCCGAAGCAGAACAAACCAACGGUGUUCCCGUUGAGUCCGGAACCGGACGAAUGGGAAAUCUGCCGAACGGAUAUUGUGAUGAGGCAUAAACUCGGUGGAGGGCAGUAUGGGGAGGUUUAUGAGGCAGUUUGGAAGAGAUAUGGGAAUACCGUUGCUGUUAAGACACUAAAAGAGGACACAAUGGCUCUCAAGGAUUUCCUGGAGGAGGCUUCGAUCAUGAAGGAAAUGAAGCAUCCGAAUCUUGUGCAACUAAUUGGGGUUUGCACCAGGGAGCCUCCUUUCUACAUCAUCACGGAAUUUAUGAGUCAUGGCAAUCUCCUGGAUUUCCUCCGAACAGCUGCCCGGGAAACUCUCGAUGCGGUGGCACUGCUCUAUAUGGCCACGCAAAUUGCUUCUGGAAUGAGCUACUUGGAGAGCAGGAAUUACAUUCAUCGCGAUCUAGCGGCAAGAAACUGUCUCGUGGGAGAGAAUAAUCUGGUCAAAGUGGCAGAUUUUGGCCUGGCCAGGCUGAUGCGGGAUGACACGUAUACAGCUCAUGCAGGAGCAAAGUUCCCGAUAAAGUGGACAGCACCAGAGGGAUUGGCAUACAAUAAAUUCAGCACAAAGUCAGAUGUAUGGGCUUUUGGGGUGCUACUCUGGGAAAUAGCCACGUACGGAAUGUCUCCGUAUCCGGGAAUUGAUCUAACGGAUGUUUUUCACAAGCUAGAAUCGGGAUAUCGCAUGGAUAGGCCACCGGGAUGUCCACCUGAAGUUUAUGACCUCAUGAGGCAGUGCUGGCAGUGGAAUGCUCAAGAUAGACCAACUUUCAAGAGUAUUCAUCAUGCUCUUGAGCAUAUGUUUCAGGAAUCUUCCAUCACAGAAGCCGUAGAGAAACAAUUGCAAGGCGUCGCUCAGGUUCCCACAUUAACGCCACAAAUGGGAAAGAAGAGUCAAAUGAGCAUUCACAGUCCGCCGCCGCAGCAGCAACAUGAGCAAGUUGUGACGACACCGAUGUCAGAAACUGGUUCAUCAUCAACAAAACUGAGCACUUUUUCAGCCAUCAAGGCGGGAAAUGUGCAAAUGAGACGAACUACAAAUAAAAAAGGGAAGACUGCACCAGCUCCACCGAAGAGAACCAGUCUGCUCUCAACGAGCCGAGAUUCAACAUAUCGUGAGGAUGAUGGGAGGCUACUGGAUGAGCUAAACACCAAUGGAUUGGCAAGAGAUGGAAAUGUGGGAAAUCGCGACUCGGAGAAUGAUGGAGCCGAAGUGACUCCGGACACAGAUACCGACAGCCAGGAACAGAUGCACCAAAGACAGCAGGGUGGCUCAUUCAAGCGUGUGACACCUGUGAUGGGCAAUCGGGGCUUGGAGACGCGCAACAGCAAGCGUUUUCAGCACCAACGCAAAGAUCCCUCUGCCACGGGAAGUUCGUCCGGAGGGGAAAAUGUGGCUGUGUCCCCAGUGACUGUGGGCGCCCUGGAGGUGCAGAAUGUCAAGAGGGCGAUUAAUCGGUACGGGACGUUGCCCAAAGGAGCGAGAAUUGGGGCAUAUUUGGAAUCACUGAGACAGAAUACGACAUCCGAAGGUGGUACAACGACUUCUCAGACUAGUCUGACACAGGAGAGUCCAGCCAGUGAGACGGGGAAUGCUGUAGUGGCUGCGGGGGUGAAUAAUAUCCUGUCUCCGAGGAAUCACAUCAAGAGUCAACCACAGAUGAUACGGAGUAAUUCAUCGGGAGGUGUUACUAUGGCCAAUUCUGCCUCAGCGAGUCUCAAUAAGCUUCAACGUCAUCGUACGACGACAGAUGGCAGUAUGAUUACAUUUUCAAGCUUCAGAGGAGCUGUCAGUGGUAGUCCCAAGAGGAGUUUUCAACCGACGCUGGCUGAUUUGGAAUUUCCACCACCGCCGUUGGAUCUUCCGCCGCCACCGGAGGAAUUUGAGACGCCUGCCAUGGAGAUUGAUGUACUGCCACCGCGGGAACCUGUUCCAGUUGGGAUUACGCAAUCGCAGAUUCUAACGCCGUCGUACGAUGUUUCCAACACGGAACCGAGCGUGGAGGAAGCUUCAUCGAGAUUUGGUGUUAGUCUGCGGAAGAGGGAACCUUCGACGGAUUCGUGCAAUUCCCUGGGGAGUCCUGCGGUGGAAGCGUUGGCAGAUGGGAGUGUAAAGGAGAAGCUGGAGGCGAAACUGGUGGCAGAGAUGAAGGAACGAGCUGUGGAGCAGCAGAAAGUGCCAAAACAGCCAGUAGAGGCCAAAGAUCCGGUAUCGCAGCUGGUGAAUGAACUGGCCGAGAGUAUGAGUCAGGGAGGUGGCGGAGGCGGAGGCGGAGGCAGAGUUGAUAUGAAGAAGUUGCCUCCGAAGCCCCAAGUGGACAAUCACACGUCAUUCAAGAGUCAACUGAAAAAGGUGGAACCAAAGAAGGUGCUCGGAGAGAAGAAAGAUGAAGCCAUCAUUGACUUCAAAUCGCGCCUACGUCGAGUCGAGUGUGAUGCUGACGAGACAACAACGACGACGACGACGACGACCACGACUACAGGAGAGGAGCCGGCGAAGCGCAAUGGGGAGGAGAAUGGGAAGAAGUGGGGAGAGGGAAAGGAGGUGAAAAAGACUGAAAUCAAAAUAGAUAUCCAGGGGGAGAAGAUUGCUGUGGAGGAGGAGGAUAAGAGGAAGAGUACAGGAAGUAUAAAUAGUCUGAAGAAAUUGUGGGAAUCCAAGGAGGCAGCUCCGGAGAAUCCAACAGUUGUUCAAUUGAGUCCAAAGUUGUGUCUCAAGCAGAAGCUAACCGGAACAGGAACAGGAGGAGGACAAGGCGGAGAGGAGGAAUCAACAGAUGAGGGUCAGAAUGCAAAUUUGGGUACCAGUAAGAAGCCAGCGGUACCCAUUAAACCCACUAAAUUAACAAUCUACGCAACUCCCAUUCCGACUAAAGCUGCAACCACGGACAAUGCAGCAUCCAUCACUAUCAGCCGGGAGGGUAUUCUGGAGCUAGUGACACUGCUAGAAGGCAGCCUAAAGAUUCCCGUGACAGCCAUUUCGGCCAGUCAGUGGCUUCAGCUCAGCGAUAAACUCAAUAUUCUCCAGAAUUCCUGUGUAACAUUCGCAGACAAAGAAACAAUGCCGCCACAUUCCAAAUUUCACUUCCGGGAACUGGUGACACGCGUGGAAAAUCAAUCACGCAGCCUACGAUCGGCCGGCAGCAAAAAUGUCCAGGACAAUGAGAAGCUAGUGCUCGAGGUGGGACAAUCUCUCAAGCAGAUAUCAAAUGCACUUCACAGCAAACCACUGAAAAGUCAUUGAGUGUUCUUGAGUGAGAUGAUGAGAGAAACAAGAAGGGGUAUUUCUUUUUUGUAUUUUGCGAAAUGUGCGCAAAGAAAUAUUAUUUGAAUGCAAUAGCAUGAUGGAGUGAAACCCUACAUGUACAGAAUUCUUCUUUAUGGUGGAAAAAAAAGAACUGUAAUAGGGGAAGAAGAAUAAAAUUGACGUAUAGAGAAAAAUAGCACGAAAAAUUUCCUUUUGUUUUCUUUUUUUUUUAGAAACUUACAAUACAAUAAUUCUAGUCGUAGUAUUUAAGAGUAUAAGAAAUUUUCUUUGUUUUUUUUUAGUUGUUCUUUCUUGUGUAGUUUUUGCAAUAUGUAAGAAGGAUAAUUAAAGAAAAAUGGGAGGAAAAACAGGCGAAAGAGUUGAUUUUAAAAAGAAAAUUGAUAAAUGCUUGCGUCUUUUAGAAUAAAAAAUUAAGAUCUUAUGAGAAAAAAUGUCAUGAUUAGAUAGAUGGGAAACAAAUAAAUAAAAAAAACACUAUUAAAAUGAUUUGAAUUAUAGAAUAUUUCUUCUACUACCCCAAAGAUAGUCUUCUAAACAAUAUAAAAUAUAUUUCUCUAAAAAGAAACAUUUUUUGACGAGAGUUAACGGCAGUGAAAAUUUCCCAAUUUGAAAGAAAAAAACAUAUUAAGUCUUAAACAAUCCACUAUUUUAGUGUCCAAUAACCAGUAACCAGAAAAAAAGAUAUCUCAUAGCAAGUGAAAAUAUCAAAUGUCAUAAAAGAAAAUAAUCUUAUUGUGUAUUUUUAUUGUGAGACAAAAAAAGAAAAAGAAACUGAAGAGAAAAAAAUAGUUUUCAGCCUAUUUCUUAAAAAAAAAACAACGUCGAAGGUGAAAAAAUCUAGGUAUUUUUAAAAUUAAAAAAUUAUACUACAUUAAGACCAAUAUAUUUAAACAAUUUCAUCAAUAUAUUGACGAAAAAAAAAAUAUUUGUAUUAACUUAAAGAAGAAGUGAAAAAAAACAAGAUUUGCAAAUCAAGCAAAGCCAGAAAUGAUAUAGGAUUUAGAUGGGAGCUCAAGAUUGAUCUAAAAAAAAGCUAAUGCUCAAAAGAAAUUCUAAUGCGACUUUUUGUAAAAGAUAGACAUUUUGUGUAAGGAAAAAUGAGUGAGGAAAUACUGCGCUACGUUUAUAUUGCUACGGAUUGGAUUUCGAUUAGAUUAGAAAACUUCGUACCAAAAUAGUGUCAAUUGCAAAUUGACAUUCUUUGACAACGUCAGCUCAAAGUGUCAAUGUGUAUUGAUAGUCAUUCCGUACAGAAGUUCUUACUGCGAUAAAAAACAAUUGAAGAAACAUUAACAAGUUUGUUUUUUUUUGUUUGAAAUUUUUACUUUUUAAAACCCGAAUUUGCGAUGAAACUUUAUGACGCUGGCACACCUUUUCAAUUAAGUGAAUUUCAAUCGAUUCAAAUUUUACCUCUUACUCUUUCAAACUGAAAUCAGAUGCAGCUGUCUCUUUCUGUCAAAUGAAAUUUCAAAUUGAAAUUGAAAAUGAAAUUGAAAUUUCAAUUUUCAUUUGACAGAAAGAGGCAAACAUAUCUUAUUUCAGUUUGAAAGAGCAAGAGGUAAAAUUUCAAUCGAUUGAAUUUCACUAAAUUGAAAAGGUGUGCCAGCGCCAUUAAAAUUUAGGUUGCAUCUAAACGAGGCUUUUUGAUUCGAAAUUGCUCUUUCGAAAUUUAAAAAUUUCUCAUGGACCCUUUGGUUUCAAUUUGCCUAUUUUUUGGUGCAGAAAAAUAUCCUUGUUCGAAAAUUCAAUAAGCAAUAUUCGAAUUUUUCGAACAUUUGAGAUUUACUAAAAUAAAUUGUAAAAGAAUUCACGAUGUUUUCUCAAUUUUUUGACAACAUUAUUGUACUGCAGUUAGGCAAGUUUGAUGAGGAUGAGUUCAUCUUCCCUUUCUUUUCACGUGAUUCAUUUAUGAAUUAAUCACUUGAUUUCUUUUUAUACGAAUGUUUUGAAGUAAAAUAGGCAGUGUAACAAACUUCCCAUUUUAGCCGAGACACAUUUGGGAGUAUUAUAACAGACGGUGAAUAAUUUCCAUAGAAUCGAACCACAAAGGGAGAUUUACCUAAAUUCAGCGGAUUAUAGAACAGUUUUAGGUGCAUUUCGAAAUACCCUUGAUUAGAAGAAGAAUUAGAGAUUAAAUGAUCAAUCGUAAAUCAUUUUGUCAAGUUAUCAGCAAUAAUAACUAGUCUGUUGUGUAAAAGCUAAACCAGCAUAAAUUCGCAGUUAACUUCAAAUAGGCCGAUUGCUUGGGCCCACCUCCAAAUAUUUAUAAUAAUAUUCACCCCAAAAGAAUUUUAAAAAUUAUUAAACGAAGAAAGAAACUAAUCUUCAGAAGAUACAAGUAAGAUAUAUUCUGCCUAGAACAACUAGAAUAACUUGCAAUUGGUCAUUUGGAAAUCAUGGGAUUGGUAUGGAAGCAAUCCCAAU
Messenger RNA from Phlebotomus papatasi, 7040 nucleotides. It is a transcript of the gene Abl, whose product is annotated as tyrosine-protein kinase Abl. Lineage: Eukaryota; Metazoa; Arthropoda; Insecta; Diptera; Psychodidae. The transcript has 7 exons. The coding region runs from base 363 to 4592 and encodes 1409 amino acids. The record is from RefSeq and is a predicted model, not a curated record. Gene Ontology annotation, molecular function: protein binding; non-membrane spanning protein tyrosine kinase activity; ATP binding. Gene Ontology annotation, biological process: protein phosphorylation.